This is a messenger RNA of Osmerus eperlanus (European smelt), 3099 nucleotides long. It is a transcript of the gene cdhr5-rs, whose product is annotated as cadherin-related family member 5, related sequence. Bases 638 to 3034 code for a protein of 798 amino acids. Gene Ontology annotation, biological process: cell morphogenesis; adherens junction organization; cell-cell junction assembly. Gene Ontology annotation, cellular component: catenin complex; membrane; adherens junction. The record is from RefSeq and is a predicted model, not a curated record. The transcript is spliced from 15 exons. NCBI's taxonomy places the organism in Eukaryota, Metazoa, Chordata, Actinopteri, Osmeriformes, Osmeridae. Gene Ontology annotation, molecular function: cadherin binding; calcium ion binding.
CAUGUGCAGCACAAAGACAGCAGAUCAAGUCUCUCCAUUUGUGGACACCCUCUGUAGAACAAUGGGUUGAAUGGAGCUGACCGACUCUUGGAAAUAACCACAGGUAAAUCAAACCACAGCUAGUUUGCCUGCUCUACAUAAUAAAUACAAAACAACCAUGGCUCACAGGAAUAGAGUAGGGUGAAGGGGUUAUAUUAUUAAUAAAACGGCAUGGGUUGUCUCCUUUUGGGUGUGAGACGCCAGUGUGGUGAGUGAAAAAGAGGAACCAGGAGGAUUUAAAGGUAUUAGAUGAGGAUCCAAAAAAAGCCCUCAGUCGCUAAGAGCGUGUGGCGUAGGAGGCUGGGGUUAGAGGGGAGCGCAUUACCACAGAGCAAGUCGUGUUCCUGGCAGUGAUGCCGGUCAAGAACACUACUGGGAGUGACCAAAUGCCAACUAAAUGGUUUAAUGUAUUAGAGGGUUUACAAGGCUGGCUGUGCUGAACGUAAACAAAAGGAAACUGAUAUUAUUUUCUAUGGGACUGACAGAAGUCUUCUAAAGCGAUCUCCUCAAAGACUCUAAUGCUGGAGUGUAUUACCAUUGAAAAGAUAGAAAACAAGUUCCAGGCUGAGAGACUGGAAAAGCAGGAGGUCAGAGGAAGAUGCUGACCCCAUGUAGACUGCUCCUCUGCCAGCUGGCCAUCAACAUUUCCUACCAUGUUGUUUCAGCUAGCCUAUGCCUUGGUGGGUCAGACAUCUUUGCAAAAGUCAGAGAGAACAGCCCCACUGGAGAGUUCAUUGCAAACCUCAGCAUUGUUGGCGACCCAGGAGCCAAUAGCAUCCGCUUGUGCCUCACAGGAGAUAACGCUGAUUGGUUCUUCCUUGAGGGGCGGACCAUCAGGCUAAACUCCUCCUUCUCCAGGAACCUGGAUCGAGAGGUUCAGGGAUCCAUUCUGAUGGCAGCAUUAACUUGCUAUGAAAAAGACAUUAUACAGAGUCAGUACAGGAUCAUGGUAGAGAUCAUGAAUGAAAAUGACAACAGGCCACGCUUCUUGCAGAGGACUGUACAACCUUUCUUCAUCAGUGAGCUCGCUACCGUAAACUCUGUGGUCUUCACAGUGAAGGCAGUUGAUGCUGAUGGAGACACACUCACUUAUCUCAUUGACUACUCAUCACCUGAUGCGAGCUACUUCAGGAUAGAUCUACCAAACAGUGGAAAAGUAUUCCUGGACAAGCCUUUGGACUAUGAGACCCAAACCCAACUGCAGCUGGUUAUCUACGCUGUGGAAUCCAACACCAGGGAAAAGUACAACGCCACGGCCAACUUGAUCAUCAACCUGAAGGACGGGGAUGACCAGUACCCCCAGUUCCUCCCCUGCACCCUCAUCUCCCAGGCCAGCGGCCCUGAUGUCUGCACCAACCCCAUCUACACCAGCAACAUCACAGAGAAAGACCAGGACAACAUACUCAAAUUCUCACCUGGUCCGAUUCAUGCAAAAGAUGGUGACAAAAGUCUUGAUACCCCUCUGCAAUACACUAUUCUAGCAGGUGACGAUGAUGGCAGGUUUGCGAUCGCCAACCUGACUGGAGAGGUCACGUUAACGAGACGUGUGGAAAACAGACAGCUGACGCCAACCUUCAGAAUGCGUCUCAUGGCAUCUCAGCUCAAUGAUCCCAAAAAAUACAGCGUGACGACAGCCUUGAUCCGAGUGUUGGCAGAGAACCGCUUCCCUCCCGUCUUCAACAAAACCAUCUACAAGGGCUUCAUCAUCGAGAGCUCCAGCCCUGCCACCCUGGUCUCCACCUAUGGGAACAGAGUGCUGCUCAUCAACGCCAUAGACCGGGACUUUAGAGAUGGGGUGAAUCCAAAUAUACACUACUCCCUCCAACCUCAUUCUGCCAGCGAUGGGCUGUACCACAUGACCCAGGAGGGGGUCCUUAUUGCCAGGACAGACCGCCUGCGAGCCUUUGACAGGGAUAUCCUGGAGGUAGUAGCUACGGAUGAAGAAUCAGGUGAAGUUGCUAAGGCUUCUGUGGACAUCGAGGUAUUACAGAGAGGGCAGCCAGUGCCUCGGAGCCCGUUUGGAGAGGAGCGCUUGUUUGCGGACAUGGACGCGGGGAUGGCUGGAGGAAUAGCCGGAGUGAUAUUGCUGGUGUUAGUGGCAGCCCUGGUUCUGCUGCUCCGAUUGGUCAGGAGGAGGAGAGACAGACAGGACCCAUCCGACAGGGGCUCUGUAGCCCUGGGGAAGCACCCAAAUGUGGUUAACUCAGCCUGCCCUGUCCCCUUGGUUGAUGAGGUGUCGUACCAUAACGAAGCGUUCAGCGGGGACCAUGAGCCCUGUACGCCAGGACGGUACACCAGGAGAGAGGAGAUGGCCGCGCCCCCCCGACGCUCCACCAGCCAGGAGCAAAAUAGCUCCAAAGGAGGCUCCAGGCUUCUCGGCAACACCCUGCCCAUCCUGGUGAUCCCAGAGCCCCUGCCCAGACAGUCCCCAACACCCAUCACCUCUAACGGCGGGAGGACACCAGGCAAUAUCAUCACAACAGGGGUGGCAAAGAAAGACGAGAAUCUAGAGGAGGAGAGACAGCAAGACAAUGGGAAGGAGCUCACUGCCUCAAAGGAGAAUGGAGAAUUUUCUGCAGGACUAACCAAGGACGAGGCUGUAGCUGUUUUGGAAUUAGAAAUAAAUGAUGCUAGAGAGACACAGAGGACAGCGGAGCAGUCCUCGGUGGGGGAUCAGAGCGAUGCCAUGAUCACAAACCAAAUCACAGAACCCAAAGAAAAAGUGAAAAACAAGCAAGAAAUAACUGCUAUUGUGGAAAAUGAGGCAGAGGACCCAGUUAACUGUGUCUCUGACCAUGAUGACAAUCCCCCCGGGGGCAAACGCCAUGAAAGGUCUGGUUCCCACGGUAACAUAACCGCCCAGAACAUGGAAACGAUGGUUUCCCAGAACAAGGACUCAGAGAAACUUCCAAUAGACCAGCCAUCCAAACCAAACAGCGCACACACCCAACAAGACCCCUCACAAACUAUUCAAUUCAUGGAUGAUUCAGAAUAACUCUGGAGGUUAUUUUUAAGCAAAACUGCACUCACAAUCCAUUUGUAAUUAAACCGAUUUUGUGA